UCACACUUUCCAACCUCCUUCUCUCUCUCUCUCUUCCCCCAGAAGGUAAUGCCCAACUCAUGCAAUCCUAGAGAGAGAAAGAGGGAGGGGGGGUGAAUCUCGUUUCGGUACUUUCCUAACUAGCUCGCGUCUGUCCGUCCGUCUCUCUCUCUCUAAAACCCGAGGGGGUGGGGCGCGAUUCGGAAGCCGACCCAAUUCUCGCCUCCUCCUCCCGCUCCGGAAAAACCCUCUCUUUUGCCCCCUUCCGGCCGCCGCCGCCGCCGAUGCGCCGAGACACGGCGGCGAUGCCAUGAUCCUUCCGCCGGAGCGAUCGCGGAGGCUCUGGAGUUGAGCGAGGGAGAGAGGGACACAGAGAGCGAGAUAGGGAGAGAGAGCGUGUGUGGGGAUGGAAUUCGUUGGGCGGAGCGUGACGAAGGAGUUGAAGGGGUUCCCGAAUUUCACGGGGACGGUGAAAUCAUUCGACCAGGCGUCUGGGCUGUUCACCGACGUGUACCCGGGCGGCGAAUCGGAGGAGAUGGAGCCGCGGGAGAUGGCCGCGCUCGCCCGGGAGCACGCCUCCGGGGCCGAGGCGGCCGGUGGUGGGGGUGGGGCGACGGCGCGGCCCGGUCGGAAGUCGAAGAAGCGGCGCCACGCCGGUGGGGUCGAAGGUACGGGUAAUGCGUGUGGGGAUAGAGAGAUUGUCGUUGGUUUGGAGGCUGCGGGUGUGGGUAAUGAGGGGUCGCAGGGCGGGGAAGGGUCUCGUGGCGAUUUGGAGAGAGAUGUCUGGGUGAGCGAGGAUUUGAGGGGGAAAAUUAAUUUGAAUGAUCCCGCGGCGGAGGAGAAUACGGAGGAUAAUCUGACGGAUGUGGUGGUGUGUAAUGGCUAUUCCAGUGGGCAUGUGGAUGGGAAGGGAGGCUUUGAUUUGAAUACCGGGUUGGAUUUGAAUGAAGGCUUGAAUUUGAACGUUGGCCGUGAUUUGAAUGUACGUUUUGAGGAGAAAGCUGUGAAGAGAAGUAGGAUCGACUUGAAUUUGGAUGCAACUAGUGAUUUGGAUGAGAAUUUGGAGGAGGAUUCCCUUUCUGAAAGAAAAAAGUGUCUUAUAGAUUUGAAUUUAGGAGUUGAUACUGAAGUAAAGGAUGUUGAGUGCAAUGUCAAUGGACAGCAAUGUGAAAGCAUGGCAUGUCAGUUAGUUGAGGACAAUAAUGUAGAUAUCGCCAGAAAUGUUGAAGAAGGAUUGACGGAAGUGAACAUUGCUAAUGGAACUUCCCAAGAAGUUCCUGUAGAAUUUGACGGACGUACUAGAGUGAGGCCUACGAGUGGGUCUGCAGAUACUGCUUGUGAAGAAGCAAGGUCUGGUCCUGUCGAUGUUUCGGUUUCAUAUGUAUUAGGCAAUGGGACUUUUGUAGGUAUGGCUUGCGAUAGUGUGGAAGAUUCUAAAGUAUAUUUGCCUCGGAAAGAUAGCGCCUUCGAGACUAGUGAUGCCAUGCAUAGUGGGAAUCAAGACGACUUCGCUAGCCCAUAUGAACACGGAAGUAGGCGGGGAAGGAAAAGGAAGUCCUCGAAUAAUUCGAACUCUGCUGGGACAGUAUUGAGAAGAAGUGCACGGAGGGGAUCGACAAAAACUUGUGAUGCUGGCGUGGCCCUGUUGGAUGCUGUCAAUGAUGUGGCAUCAUCUCCUGCUGUUAGUGCAAUAACAGAAGACAAAUCGAAAGAGCGCAUCCCUCCUCCAAAGUUGCAAUUGCCCCCUUCUUCCCAAAAUGUAAAGUUAGAUGGAACCUCGGUCCUGGAUGGCUUUUGUGUAUAUGCAUUUUUGAGAUCAUUCAGUAGUUUGCUAUUCUUGAGUCCUUUUGAGUUGGAAGAUUUUGUCGUCGCACUAAAAUCAGAUUCUGCUAAUUCGUUAAUUGACUCCAUUCAUGUUUCCCUUCUCAUAACUUUGAGGAAGCAUUUGGAGCAACUCUCCUGUGAAGGUUCUAUGUCUGCAUUGAAUUGCUUGAGGAGCCUUAACUGGGACCUGCUGGACUUAGUGACAUGGCCCAUAUUCUUGGUUGAAUACCUGUUGCUGCAUGGAUCUAAACUCCAGGGCGGUCUCGAGCUUUGUCGCCUAAACCUAUUAAAGGAUGAUUACUACAAACAACCUGUACCUGUAAAAGUUGAGGUGCUGCGGUGUCUGUGUGAUGAGGUGAUGGAGGUGGAAGUUAUAAGGUCAGAACUUAGUCGGAGAUCUUCGGCGACUGAUCCUGAUGUUGAUAUAGAUCGGAGCAUGAAAAGAACAGGUGCAAUGGGUGCUUCAGGUAAAGGUCGCUUGACUGAGGAGACUACUGAUGAUACUGACUGGAAUAGUGAUGAGUGCUGCCUUUGUAAGAUGGAGGGGAAUUUAAUAUGCUGCGAUGGUUGCCCUGCUGCAUAUCAUUCAAGGUGCGUCGGAGUUGCGAAUGAUCUUUUGCCAGAAGGGGACUGGUAUUGCCCUGACUGCACUCUGGAGAAAAACAAGUCGCGGAUAAGACGGCGUAGAUCUAUUCGUGGGGCAGAGCUGUUGGGAAUUGAUCCUCACGGUCGACUUUAUUACAGCUGCUGUGACUAUCUAUUGGUGUUGGAUUCAUCUGAAACUGAAGCUUCUUUCUGUUAUUACCACAAAAAUGAUCUGAAUCUCGUUACUGAAGUACUUCAGGGUUCAUCAGAAAAAUCUAACUUUGACAUAUUGGAGGCAAUCUAUAGACAAUGGGGCAUUCAUUACAGCUCAAGAAAAACGAAGGCUAAUCUUGGUUCCUCAAAUUCUGUUGCCCCUUCGAAGGUGCCUGUGAAGGGACAAUUUGUUGCUGCUUCUACGACAGUGGUAUCCCUGCCUUUCUGUGCAGCUUAUGAAGGUAUUGAUAAAGCUGAUGAUGAAAAGCGCUUGGAAAAGGAAUCUCUAUUACAAGCCUCUGACAUCACUGGGUUGGAAACUUCAAAAUCUGGAAAAGAAGUGGCUACAGUGGCAGAAACUCCACAUGUGAGUUCAGAAGGCUCAUUUGAAACUACGUUGACUAGUUCAGAGCCACCCAAACAAUGGCAAAGCUGUUCUAAUGGAUAUGUGCAGUUGCUAGAAAAAUCUGAGAUUCCUGGGAAGUUUCCCAAUCAGGGAGAUUUUUGUAUGACAUCUACCAUCUCAGACUGCAAAGCAGAUAAAACAGAAUCUGCAGCCGCAACUGUUGCCUCCUUGACAUUUAUCUCUGCACAAAAUGAUGCACCAGUGGAGCAAGGUCAAACCACUUACGUGAAUUUUUACAGGUUUGGGCAAAUAGCUGCUUCUGUUGCGGAAGAGUUAACAGAAAAAUCGCCAGACAAAGUUAGGGAAGACCAUGUAAGAUUGGAUGAGGAAACAAUUCUAAUUCAAAUGAAGGCCAUUUCAAAAAAGUUUGCUAAAUUUAAUUGGCCAGAUGAGAUAAGUGUCGCAGCACAAAAAGAAAAGUGCGGAUGGUGUUUUUUAUGCAGAUUUCCGAGUGAUGAGUUUGACUGUCUGUUUAAAGUGUAUGCGGAGCCUGCUCAGGAAGGUUUUGGGAGUGAGAUGGACAUUCUACAAUCACAGCUGGACAAGAAAGGCCACCUUAUAGAUGUGAUUGGUCAAAUCAUCUCGAUGGAACACCGUUUACGUGGGCUUCUAUUGGGUCCAUGGCUGAGUCCACAUUAUACUAAUAUAUGGCAUGGAAGUGUCACUAAGGCAUUGGAUUUGGCUUCCCUCAAGUCUUCAUUGCUUAAUUUAGAGUCAAAUCUGCGACGUCUUGCAAUUUUGGAAGAGUGGUUCAAAUAUGAGGACUCUUCUGUGAUGCUUGGUUCAGCCUCUCAUGUUGUGACAAGUUCGUCAGGCGCAUCUUCAAAGCCUAGUAGUAGCAGAAAAAGGGGCAAGAGCUCGGAUCUUGAGUCAAACAAGCCUUCACAUAGUUCUUCAAGUGGACCCAGCAUGUUUUGGUGGAGGGGUGGUAGACUCUCUCGUCGAGUGUUCAAUUGGAAGGUUCUGCCUCGUUCACUAAUUCACAAGGCUGCCAGACAAGGUGGGUGCAUGAAGAUUCCGGGGAUCUUAUACCCUGAAAGUUCAGAUAUUGCAAGGAGGAUUAAACAUGUCGCCUGGCGGGCAGCUGUUGAAUCAUCAAUAAGUACAGAGCAGCUUGCUUUUCAGGUUAGAGAACUUCAUUCAAACAUUCGGUGGGAUGAUAUUGAAAACACAAAUCCUCUCAGCAAGUUUGAUAAAGAACUCAAAAAGUCAGCGAGGGCAUUCAAAAAAGUUAUUAUACGCAGAAAAGCUUUAGAAGGAGAUGCAGCGAAAUAUCUUCUUGAUUUUGGAAAGAGAAGAGUCAUCCCUGACGUUGUUGUGAGACAUGGAUCAAUUGUUCAGGAAGGCUCCAGCGAAAGGAAGAAAUAUUGGCUGAAUGAAUGUUUUGUCCCCUUGCAUCUCUUAAAAAGCUUUGAAGAGAAGAGAAUAGCCCGGAACACUAAUAAGGCGAUUAUAUCUGGAGACUCUGAAUCUCACCGUUCAAAGAAGUUCUCUGAUAAAAUGAGUUCUGCAAGACUUUGUGAGGUUGAUAUGACAUUGAAGAAGCAACUCCGCAAGGCAAAAGGGUUGUCCUAUCUCUUCUCAAGAGCAGAAAGAGCUGAAUUUUAUCAAUGUGGGCACUGUAAGAGAGAUGGUCUAAUCAGGGAAGCUGUAAGCUGUCAGUACUGCGAAGGUUUUUUCCAUAAGCGGCAUGUCCGGAAGUCUGCUGGAGCCAUUGCUGAUGAGUGCACUUAUACAUGUCAUCAAUGCCACAGAGGUAACCCUCAGAAGGUCAUGGAGAGAGUAGGGAAAACUGAGAAACCUAGAGGUAAUAUGAAGGCAAGAAUUGGGAAAGGUAAAAUAACGGGGAAGUCAGCUAAAGUUGUAAAACCCCUGUCAAAGAAAAGUAAAAAGGCUCUUGCAAAGCACACGCUUGUAAAGCUACGUGGUGUUAAGAGAGCAGCAACUGGUGAGCAAUCAUCAACUUGUCGAAGAGUACCUCUUCGCCGCUCUGCUAGACAAGCUAUAAAGAACAUUGCAUUGCAAAAUAAGAGCCGUGGUGGAAUUAAAAAGGGGAAACGAAUGAAGUACAAAAGGCGAAUGCCCAAGAAACCAGAGAAGGAUACUUCAUGGAAGAAGAAGAGAACAGAGGUCUGUUACAGCCGCUGGGUAAAUGGUCUUCUAUUAUCUCCAAGGGCAUCUGAAGAACGAGUGAUGAAUUUUAGAAAAAGAAGACUCGUCCAUCCUAGUGGAAAUGUAAUAGUGGAGCACGCUGAGGUGAAGUGUCGUCUUUGUGGGGAAGCAGCUCACGAUUCUUUGUCAAGUUAUAUUGCCUGUGAAAGUUGUGAAGAGUGGUACCAUGGAGAUGCUUUUGGACUUGAUGAUGAGAAGAUGCAUAAACUUAUGGGAUUUAGGUGUCAUGAAUGCCGUAAACGGGCUCCUCCCAUCUGCCCCUAUGGGCCUACUAUGAAGAGGUCCAAAUCUGCCGAGGUGCAGAACGAUGCUGCAUUCGAGUGUUCAGAGGAAGUAUUAAAUGUUAGUCCGCCCUCCAAUGAGGUGAACUUUGGAGAAGAUUCUCAUGUAAAAGAAAAUUCAGCGGCUUCAGUUCCAGUGGACGAGGCACCAUAGCUAGGGCCAUUAGAUCAAUUAACAAUUGGUGAGCAGUUUGCAGUGUCAGAAGCAGAAGACGACAUUACCUUCAAGUGAGAUACUGAAAGCGUGUGCAUCUUGUAGUCAAACAGAGAUGUGAAGCCUGUUUGUGAUAGACUUACUGCAUUCAUUUUCAAAGAGACUUUGAGUACAGACAGAGGGAUGUGUUAGAUUAAACUCACCUGCUGGAGUUUCCAUCUGAUAAUGUUUAUGUCAGGAAGAACCAGCAUCUCCAGUUGCUAACGAGCCACCAAAGUGAACAAAAUGGUUGUUAUUGGGUUGCUGAUUGGGAAGAGCUGUUGCUAACAUCAGAUCGAGGCCUCACAUUACUGGCAUCAAGCUAAUUGUCAGAGUAGAGGAUUUAGAAGUGUAUAGAUUGAAUUAGUGACCCAUUUAACGUAACAAAGCUGCCACCUCCGUCAGGUUAGGUUGUUUGUAAAUUCUCUGAUUUAGGUUAUAUUCGUGGCAGGAUUUAGAGAAUAUGCUAGGGUGAUUCAUUUUACAUUGGCGAAUAAUAUUCGUUUAUCGGGCUUAUGUGGAGGGGUGAGCAGAGAUAUGUUACAGCUCGAACAAAGUCAGUUAAAUGGAUCACAGCAUUUCUGCAGGA
Eucalyptus grandis is the source of this 6242-nucleotide messenger RNA. RefSeq names its product DDT domain-containing protein PTM. The record is from RefSeq and is a predicted model, not a curated record. The transcript has 9 exons. NCBI's taxonomy places the organism in Eukaryota, Viridiplantae, Streptophyta, Magnoliopsida, Myrtales, Myrtaceae. Bases 386 to 5614 code for a protein of 1742 amino acids.